Molecule: messenger RNA, 3068 nt
Organism: Toxotes jaculatrix (banded archerfish)
Lineage: Eukaryota; Metazoa; Chordata; Actinopteri; Toxotidae
Product: toll-like receptor 2 type-2
Exons: 12
Coding region: 97-2565 (822 amino acids)
Biological process (GO): immune response; inflammatory response; toll-like receptor signaling pathway
Cellular component (GO): membrane
Molecular function (GO): protein binding; transmembrane signaling receptor activity; triacyl lipopeptide binding
Source: RefSeq, a predicted model, not a curated record
AUAAACUCAAUCUUUGACUGAUUCUCAUCUUUUUUUUUUUUCACUGAACCGUUUCCCUCGUUAUCAGGAUUCAGCUCCGGGAAAAAAAAAAUCAGUAUGGGACAGCCGACCUUCCUCCUCUUCACCCUCCUCCUGCUGCUCCUCCUCCUCGCCCUGUGCCGGGGUCAGAGGUCAAACCUGGACGCUGGGAGGCCAUCCUGCGAUGGCUGUGACCUGCACCUCUCCUGUAACUGCUCCUGUGGCGGAUUCUCCCGAGUUCCCGUGGUAACGGACCGCGCACUCACUCUGGAUCUCUCCUUCAACAACAUCACCAUGGUGACCGAUGUCGACCUGACAGGCCACAGGCCACUGAGGGCUCUGAGUCUCCACGGUAACAGGCUCUCCGUGAUCCAUCCGUCAGCGUUUGACUCUCUGUGGAGCCUGGAGGACCUGGAUCUGUCCAACAACCAGCUGACUGCUCUCAACCACGAAUGGUUCAACAAGCUGGGAGCUCUGCAACGGCUCAACCUGCUCAACAACCCGUACAGGUGCGUAGGUUCUGCUCCGGUGUUUCAGGGGCUGGUCCGGCUCAGGAGGCUGGCUCUCGGUGGUCCUGCUCUGGAGGAGAUAAAGGCAGGAGCUCUGUCUGGAGUCACUCAGCUGGACGAGCUCACGGUGCAGGCCAACAACCUGCAGAGGUACGAGGCCGGCGCUCUGGCCUACGUUUGGCCGUUGGGUCGGGUCAGUCUGAGCCUCCAUGGACCAUUUUUCAGUAACGUAUCUUUGGCCUCGGCCGUGCUCCGUGACGUGUCGUACCCUGAGACGCCUCUCAUUCUGGAGGACCUGCAUCUGAUCGGGAAUCAGUCUGUGCAGCCGUUCAGAGAGACGGCCAGGAGGAGGGUCAGGCACAUGACCUUCCGUAACCUUUCCACCUCCGAUGAGGCCGUUGUUGAUAUUCUUGUGGUUUUCGAUGGAGCGCCGCUCACCUCCCUUUCCUUUGACGGCAUCACGCUGACAGGCGAGGGCAGGUGGGAAAAAGCCAGCCAGACCGAUCACAGAAGCAUCGACGAGUUCUUCGUACGAAACAUCGUGGUGCUGGACGUCUUUAAGUUUGUCUCGUUUCUGCAGCUGCAGUUUCUGCUGCAGUAUCCCAGAAAGGUGUCCGUCAUAAACGGCAAGGUGUUCGUGAUGCCCUGUGCUACGUCUGGCCUUCUGGUGAACCUGCAGUACCUGGACCUGUCUGACAACCUGCUGACUGACAUGACUCUGGUGGAGACGCUGUGUGAAGGACAGAGCAAGCUGAAGGACCUCCGAGUUUUAAACGUCAGCGGGAACGCUCUGAAGUCUUUGUCCACGGUGAGCUGGCUGGUAGCAAACCUCUACAAACUGACCCACCUGGACAUCAGCAGGACCGCCUACAGCUCCAUGCCCCAGAGCUGCACCUGGCCCUCCACCCUGCGACACCUCAACAUCUCAGGGGCUAAACUGACCACCACCACCCCCUGUCUGCCCCCAACUCUGGAGGUGCUGGAUCUGAGCAACAACGAUCUCAAAAGCUUCACUGAGGCGCUGCCGGCCCUGCGAGAGCUCCACCUCUCUGGGAAUAAGUUUAUGAGGGUUCCCCCGGGACGUCUGUUCCCCAGUCUGCAGACACUGAGUAUACAGUCGAACACCUUGAACAUGUUCAGUCGCUCAGACUUCCAGUCAUAUGAACGACUCCAGAACCUCCAGGCGGGUCAGAACAAGUUCGUCUGCUCCUGCGAGUUUGUUGCCUUCUUCCGGUCGGGCACUAAAGAAGGUGGAGGUGUGUCUCUAACAGACGGAGAGGAGAGCUACGUCUGCGACUCUCCUCUGUACCUGCAGGGCAAACCGGUGGGCCAAGUCCGCCUCUCGGUUGCCGUGUGCCACCGGGUUUUGUUCGUGUCCGUGAGCUGUGGGGUGGCGCUGUUCGCUGGGAUUCUGGUGUUUGUCCUGCUGUGGCGCCUUCACGCCUUCUGGUACCUCAGGAUGACGUGGGCGUGGCUGAAGGCCAAGCAUAGCUCCCGGCGUCGACGGCGGCUCCGAGAAGAAGCGGCUUCAGAAGCCUUGCUGUCCUUUGAUGCCUUCGUGUCCUACAGUGAAAGAGACGCGAGCUGGGUGGAAACCUUCCUGGUACCUGAGCUGGAGGAGCCAAGUGAGACAGACGAAGACUCUGCCAACCCCAGAACUCCCCGGCCACUGACCCUGUGUCUCCACAAGCGGGACUUCCUUCCUGGACAGUGGAUUGUGGACAACAUCAUGAGCGCCAUGGAGCGCAGCCGUCGGACCAUCUUCGUCCUCUCUGAGAAUUUCGUCCAGUCUGAUUGGUGCCGCUACGAACUGGACUUCUCCCAUUUCUGGCUUUUCAACGGAGACGGCGGCGGAGAGCCGGCCAUCUUGAUCCUGCUGGAGCCGCUGUCCCAGGACGACAUCCCCCGACGCUUCUGCAAACUACGCAAACUCAUGAGCUCCACCACCUACCUGGAGUGGCCUCAGGACGAGGAGAGGAGGGGGGAGUUCUGGAGGAGUCUCCGCAACGCUUUGAGAGGAGAAGAGGAGGAGGACUGAGAGAGAAAGAACACGAGAGGAAUGAAAGGGUAGAUAAGGAAACAGAAGAGGGAAAGGAAAUGAAGGGAAGAGAGGAAGGAAUGAAUAGAGUCACAGGAAAGAAGAAGAAGCACAAACAUGGAAGAUGAGCAGUGAUAAAAUAAUGGAGUGAAAAGAAAAGAGGAGAAACACUGGAGGUGGUGAUGAGGAGUAUUAGGACUAUCAGGACUUUACCAUAUUUAAUUUUAGAAAUGAUCAGUUCAGAAUUUUUUCUCAUAUUCUCUCAUUUAUUUAUCCUAAAGCAGAAUGAUCUGCAGGAAUUAGAUCAUCUGCUGUUCCAUAAACUGUUUGCAAAUAUGUGUUUCAGUGAUCAGUAAUAAUAAUAGUAAUAAUAAUAAUAAUAAUAAUAAUAAACACAGUUUAUUUAGGGGCUGUAAACCUAAAGUGUGACAUUACCAUAGAAAAAUCUCAUUAAAUGAUGUAUGAAGUGAAGGACUGUGGGCCAUGUUGUCCCUGCUGGUUUU